This is a messenger RNA of Acanthoscelides obtectus, 381 nucleotides long. Lineage: Eukaryota; Metazoa; Arthropoda; Insecta; Coleoptera; Chrysomelidae. The record is from the annotation of a GenBank genome assembly.
AUGAGGCCCAAUCGUCUUGAAAGGCAUUUGAAGCAACAACAUCCUACUCUGGUUUUGAAGACGAAAGAGUUUUUUUCUUCUAAAGCAGACUCACUCAAGCGGAUGAGACUGGAUAAAUCGGGAAGUUAUGACACACGUGUAUCGCAGCAUCUCAAAGCUUCAUUUGAAAUAGCUCUUAUGAUAGCAAAGCAAAAGAAACCUCAUACUAGCGGCGAAGAAUUAAUAAAACCAUGUGUCCUAAAAGCCACGCAGAUAAUUUUAGGAGAAGACGCAGCGCAAAAAAUGAAGUCUAUUUCUCUUUCGAAUAACACAGUCAAGCGUAGAAUCGAUGACAUUGCAGCGGACAUAAAGUCACAAAUAAUUAACAAAGUAAAAUUAUAG